ACCCACCGAGCUCGAACAACGCCCAUUUUCAAAUAUUCAAUUCAAAAAAGGAUUAAUAAAAUUUGUAAUUUAAGCAAAACCCAGAUCAAGUUGAGCAAGAACAGUCAAACCCAUGAUUUUAAUGGCAACAAAAUCGAAAAGGGAAGAAAAAAAUGGGCCCAGCGAGGAAGAAGAAGAAGAAGAAGAAGCGGUUUUGUGGAAGGAAGAAGAAAACCACAGAAAUGGUAAUGGCGGUAAUAAUGGCAAUCGAGCUGCUGGAUAAGAACUGCUAUCCAUUCCGUAUAUAAAAACCCUUUCGCCUCUUCCAAUCUUCACACCAUUCCAUUUCACAUUCCCCCUCUUUAUUUCCCGAGCUGAAACAAACCAAGGUUUUUCUGAGAUAUCUGUUCAUCCUCCAAGAACAUAGCCAUGGCUGAACGAGUCCUCAACCGUGUUCAUAGCCUCCGCGAGCGCUUGGAUGAAACUCUAGUCGCUCAACGAAAUGAAAUCCUAAGCCUCCUCUCGAAGAUUGAAGCCAAGGGAAAAGGCAUCCUGCAACAUCAUCAACUGAUUGCUGAGUUUGAAACAAUUCCUGAAGAGAAUCGAAAGAAACUUGCUGAUGGGGCAUUUGGCGAAGUUCUGAGAUCCACUCAGGAAUCCAUAGUUUUGCCACCAUGGGUGGCUCUUGCUGUUCGUCCUAGGCCCGGUGUGUGGGAAUAUAUUCGAGUUAACGUCCACGCUCUGGUCGUUGAACAGCUUCAAGUUGCUGAAUAUCUGCACUUCAAAGAAGAACUUGUAGAUGAAAGUCUGAACGGAAACUUCGUUCUCGAGCUCGAUUUUGAGCCAUUUACUGCUUCCUUCCCUCGCCCCACGCUCUCCAAGUCCAUCGGCAAUGGCGUCGAGUUCCUCAACCGUCACCUCUCUGCAAAGCUCUUCCAUGGUAAAGAGAGCUUGCAGCCAUUGCUGGACUUCCUCAGAGUUCACUGCCACAAGGGAAAGACAAUGAUGUUGAAUGAUAGAAUUCAGACCUUGAAUGCCUUCCAACAUGUGCUGAGGAAGGCAGAGGAGUAUCUAGUCACACUUGCACCUGCAACACCCUACUCCGAGUUUGCGCUGAAGUUCCAGGAGAUUGGCCUCGAGAGAGGGUGGGGAGACACCGCCGAGCGUGUACUUGAAAUGAUCCAACUUCUUUUGGAUCUCCUCGAGGCCCCUGAUCCUUGCACCCUCGAGAAGUUCCUUGGUAGAAUCCCCAUGGUCUUUAACGUUGUCAUCCUUUCGCCCCACGGUUACUUUGCACAAGAUAACGUCUUGGGUUACCCCGACACCGGUGGCCAGGUGGUUUACAUCUUGGACCAAGUUCGUGCUUUGGAGCAUGAAAUGCUUCAACGUAUAAAGCACCAAGGAUUGGACAUAACUCCUCGUAUUCUCAUUAUCACCAGACUCCUCCCAGAUGCAGUAGGAACGACCUGCACACAACGUCUCGAAAAAGUAUACGGAACUGAUUACGCCCACAUUCUUCGAGUCCCAUUCAGAAAUGAGAAAGGCAUCGUCCGAAAGUGGAUCUCAAGAUUCGAAGUCUGGCCUUACCUAGAGACUUACACCGAGGAUGUUGCACAGGAACUUGCCAAAGAGUUGCAGGGAAAGCCCGAUCUGAUCAUCGGAAACUACAGCGAUGGCAAUAUCGUUGCGUCGUUGCUGGCACAUAAACUUGGAGUUACACAGUGUACUAUUGCUCACGCCUUGGAGAAAACCAAAUACCCUGAUUCAGAUAUCUAUUGGAAGAAAUUUGAGGACAAGUAUCACUUCUCAUGCCAAUUCACAGCUGAUCUUAUUGCCAUGAACCAUACCGAUUUCAUCAUCACGAGUACGUUCCAAGAGAUUGCUGGCAGCAAAGAUACUGUUGGACAAUAUGAGAGUCACACUGCCUUCACUCUUCCGGGGCUCUACCGGGUCGUCCACGGAAUCGACGUGUUCGAUCCCAAGUUCAACAUAGUUUCACCUGGAGCAGAUAUGAGCAUCUACUUCCCUUACACAGAGACAGAGAAGAGGCUGACUUCCUUCCAGCCUGAAAUUGAAGAGCUUCUUUAUAGUCAAGUUGAGAAUGAAGAACACUUGUGUGUAUUGAAAGAUCGUUCCAAGCCGAUCAUAUUCACAAUGGCGAGAUUGGAUCGUGUCAAGAACAUAACCGGACUCGUCGAGUGGUAUGGCAAGAACAAGCGCCUUAGGGAGCUGGUUAACCUUGUGGUUGUGGCUGGUGACCGGAGGAAGGAAUCUAAGGACAAUGAAGAGAAGGCUGAAAUGAAGAAGAUGUAUAGCUUAAUAGAGACCUACAACUUGAACGGCCAAUUUAGAUGGAUUUCUGCACAGAUGAACCGAGUACGAAAUGGCGAGCUCUAUCGAUGCAUUGCAGACACGAAGGGAGCUUUCGUGCAGCCUGCCGUGUACGAAGCUUUCGGUUUGACAGUUGUGGAGGCCAUGACCUGUGGAUUACCUACAUUUGCUACCUGCAAUGGAGGCCCUGCUGAGAUCAUUGUCAAUGGUAAAUCUGGCUUCCAUAUCGAUCCAUACCACGGUGAUCAGGCUGCUGAAAUCCUUGUGAACUUCUUCCAAAAGAGCAAGGAAGAUCCAACACACUGGGACAAAAUCUCCCAAGCAGGCCUCCAACGCAUCUACGAAAAGUACACAUGGCAGAUCUACUCGGAGAGGCUUCUAACACUGACCGGAGUUUAUGGAUUCUGGAAGCACGUAUCCAACCUCGACCGCCUCGAGAGCCGCCGUUAUUUGGAAAUGUUUUACGCCCUCAAGUACCGCAAGCUGGCUGAUUCUGUGCCACUGGCUGUGGAUGAGUGAAGAUCUUGUAAGGAAGGGGAGCAUCGUAGUAGAGAAAAGAGUUGCUUCUGCUUUACACAAGAAUCGUUAAUAAAAGAGCUAUGUGGAUGCUUCCUGCAAAUGUGAAUAAUUCAACGAAGAGUUUCUUGUUUCUGUCAUUGAUUUCUUCUUGUUUCUUGUACUAAUUCGUUGUUCUGAACCAGUCAUCAAUUCGAGUAUUAUUGUCUUUUCGAG
Messenger RNA from Cucurbita moschata (crookneck pumpkin), 3042 nucleotides. RefSeq names its product sucrose synthase-like. The coding region runs from base 409 to 2829 and encodes 806 amino acids. Gene Ontology annotation, biological process: sucrose metabolic process. Lineage: Eukaryota; Viridiplantae; Streptophyta; Magnoliopsida; Cucurbitales; Cucurbitaceae. The record is from RefSeq and is a predicted model, not a curated record. Gene Ontology annotation, molecular function: sucrose synthase activity. The transcript is spliced from 13 exons.